This is a messenger RNA of Cheilinus undulatus (humphead wrasse), 721 nucleotides long. It is a transcript of the gene neurog1, whose product is annotated as neurogenin 1. Bases 1 to 555 code for a protein of 184 amino acids. Lineage: Eukaryota; Metazoa; Chordata; Actinopteri; Labriformes; Labridae. The record is from RefSeq and is a predicted model, not a curated record. The transcript has a single exon. Gene Ontology annotation, molecular function: protein dimerization activity.
AUGGAGUCCGUUUUCUCUGACAUCGACAGCAACAGCUGCGACUUCUUCCCUCACACCGAUGACGAGGAGUCCCGAAGCUCCUCCCUCUCGCCGCAGCCGGAGCACGUGCAGAAGAAGCGUCGCCGCGGCCGCCGCAGUGAUGCCACGGUGCAGGUGGUGAAGAAGAACCGCCGCAUGAAGGCCAAUGACCGCGAGCGGAACCGCAUGCACAACCUGAACGACGCGCUGGACGCGCUGCGCCGCGUGCUGCCGGCGUUCCCCGACGAGACCAAACUGACCAAGAUCGAGACGCUGCGCUUCGCCCACAACUACAUCUGGGCGCUGUCCGAGACCAUCCGCAUCGCCGACCUGACCACCAACCCCAACGCCAACCCCCCACUGUGCGACCCCCCGCUGAGCCCCCCCAGCUCCUGGAGCUCCAGUGGCUCCUCGUCCUCCUCCUCGCCGUCGUACUGCGCCUCCAGCCCGGGGAGCCCGUCCAAUGGCGAGGACUACGGCUACCUGCAGCACGACGCCAUCUUCAGCUUCCGCAGCUUCGUCCCCGGCAUCUACUGAGAAAGGGGCCCUAAUGGAGAGCCUGGGCCCCUAAAGGACAGACAGGGGCCCCUACAGGAGAGCCAGGGGCCCUAAAUGAGAGACAAGGGCCCCUAAAGGAGAGGACUGACAGACACAGAAAUGUUGGGACGGAUGGACAGAGACGGAGCGUCCCGUAUCCUGAUGG